AUGCUGGUGAAGAAGCAAGCAGGGAAAGGAGGGGGGCGGGAGCCGGGCUCCGAGGACCGGAGCCCAGCCGGGCAGCGUUGUGCCCGGACCGUGUCCCCGUGCGCCGCCCUGGCCGCCCUCCUGUCAGUAGUGGCCGUGAUGUCUUGUCUGUACCUGGGGGUGAAAACCAACGACCUCCAGGCGAGGAUCGCCGCCCUCGAAUCCGCCAAAGGAGACCCUUCCAUCCGUCUGCUGCCCGAUUGUCUGGAUCAGCUCAAAGCAAUGGUGCAAGAGAAAGUGGAGCGACUUCUGGCUCAGAAAUCCUAUGAACAUAUGGCUAAAAUAAGAAUCGCAAGAGAAGCACCUUCAGAGUGCAACUGCCCAGCAGGCCCUCCGGGGAAACGAGGUAAAAGGGGCCGAAGAGGAGAAUCUGGUCCUCCUGGUCAGCCUGGUCCUGAGGGCCCUCCUGGUCCAAAAGGUGAUAAGGGAGAACAGGGUGAUCAGGGACCUCGGGGUCUGCCAGGCUUCUCCACAGUUGCCGCUCUGCACAGUAAUCAGAUCCUCACCGUCAAGGGUGACCAAGGACAGGCUGGGCCUCCAGGCCCUCCAGGACCUCCAGGCCCACGAGGGCCUCCUGGAGACACAGGGAAAGAUGGCCCCCGAGGAAUGCCAGGAGUGCCUGGUGAACCAGGGAAACCAGGAGAACAAGGCUUGAUGGGUCCUCUGGGGCCUCCAGGACAAAAGGGUUCUGUUGGAGCAUCUGGAAUUCCAGGGAUGAAUGGGCAAAAGGGUGAACCCGGGUUGCCUGGAGCAGUAGGACAGAAUGGAAUACCAGGGCCAAAGGGAGAACCUGGAGAACGAGGAGAAAAGGGAGAUGCUGGAGAGAAUGGCCCCAAAGGUGAUACAGGUGAAAAGGGUGACCCUGGAUCGUCCGCUGCAGGAAUUAAGGGAGAGCCCGGAGAAUCUGGUCGUCCAGGGCAAAAGGGUGAACCAGGGCUUCCUGGGCUUCCUGGACUUCCGGGGAUAAAGGGAGAACCAGGUUUCAUUGGUCCUCAAGGAGAACCAGGCUUACCAGGGUUACCAGGAACAAAGGGCGACCGUGGGGAGGCAGGGCAUCCUGGAAGAGGGGAUCGAGGGGAGCCUGGAGCCCCUGGACCAAAGGGUGACCGUGGAGACAAAGGGGACUCUGGAGCCCUGGGACCAAGGGGUCCACCUGGUCAAAAGGGAGAUCAAGGAGCCACCGAGAUCAUAGACUACAAUGGCAACCUCCACGAAGCCUUGCAGGGUCCCCCUGGACCACCUGGACCUCAAGGACUACAAGGGCCAAAGGGAGAGCCAGGAUCUCCAGGAGUCCCAGGAGUUGAUGGAGAGCAGGGUCUCAAAGGUUCAAAGGGAGACAUGGGGGACCCAGGUAUGCCAGGUGAAAAAGGAGGAAUUGGACUUCCUGGAUUACCGGGUGCCAAUGGAAUGAAAGGAGAAAAAGGAGACUCGGGAUUGCCAGGUCCUCAGGGUCCUUCCAUCAUAGGUCCACCAGGCCCACCAGGUCCCCAUGGCCCACCAGGCCCCAUGGGACCCCAUGGACUUCCUGGACCAAAGGGUGAACCAGGGUUAAAUGGUGUUAAAGGAUUGAAGGGUGAACCAGGUCAAAAGGGUGACAGAGGACCCCUUGGUCUUCCAGGAGCAUCUGGCUUAGACGGAAAGCCAGGAUCCCGGGGUACAGAUGGCCCUAUGGGACCCCAUGGCCCUGCAGGUCCCAAAGGAGAAAGAGGUGAAAAAGGAGCUAUGGGAGAGCCAGGACCCCGAGGGCCAUAUGGUCUUCCCGGUUUCCCUGGUCCACGAGGCGAGAAGGGUGAUCUAGGAGAAAAGGGGGAAAAGGUGACCUCUCCAGCCUAG
Molecule: messenger RNA, 1872 nt
Organism: Mesoplodon densirostris (Blainville's beaked whale)
Lineage: Eukaryota; Metazoa; Chordata; Mammalia; Artiodactyla; Ziphiidae
Gene: COL25A1
Product: collagen type XXV alpha 1 chain
Exons: 33
Coding region: 1-1872 (623 amino acids)
Source: RefSeq, a predicted model, not a curated record